UGAACCUUUGCUAGCAAUUGUUGAUAAACCUACUAAAUGAACUUUGUAAUACUAACCAAGUAUCAUGAAUGUACUUAACUAAGGCAUCGUGAAAAACAACACGUCAACGUUCAGAUAUUGAUACAUAUAAGUUCCUAUACGAGAAAAAAGAAGAUAGACAACCGAGAAUAUUAGAAUCAGAUUGCAAUCGCAGAAGUACGCUGGUAAUAAUAGGAUGACUGAAAUAAGCACAGAAAAGAUUCCUUUAUUUGAUCCUUCGGAGUGGAGACCUGAGCACAAAGAGCAGGAGUUAUUCCGGAACUAUGAGGAAGGUGCGUUGAUCGACCGUGUAAAGAAGACUUACUACGAGAUGCAUACUAACCAAACAGUGGACUUUGUCAAUGAGAAGAUGGAGAAAUGGGGAAGGUUUAAUCAUGCAGAACUGACCAUAAUGGAGGCUUUGGAUAAGCUAAAUGCAUUAGUGGACGAGAGUGACCCUGAUGUUGACCUCCCAAAUUCCGUCCACGCCUUUCAAACGGCAGAGAGAGCAAGGGAGGCGCAUCCAGAGAAAGAUUGGUUCCAUUUGGUCGGUCUUAUACAUGAUCUUGGAAAAGUCAUGGCCCUUUAUGGAGAGCCACAAUGGUGUGUUGUUGGGGACACGUUCCCUGUUGGCUGUGCAUUUUCGAAUAACAUAGUAUUCGGCAAAGAGAGCUUCAUGGAUAAUCCUGAUACCAAUAACAGUGCUUACAGUUCCGAACUCGGAAUAUAUACAAAGAAUUGUGGAUUGGACAACGUCAAGAUUUCAUGGGGACACGAUGAAUAUCUUUACCAAGUGCUGAAAAAUCACCCUGGAUGCAAGAUUCCUGAAGAGGGCAUGUAUAUGAUACGAUACCACUCCCUAUACCCAUGGCAUACAGCAGGGGAUUACCAACACCUGGCAAAUAACAAGGAUGGAUCGAUGUUGAACUGGAUUCUUGAGUUUAAUAAGUUUGACCUGUACAGCAAAUCGGAGGUUAUUCCUGACAUCAACAGUCUAGUUCCGUACUACCAGAGUCUCAUCGAUAAGUACGUCCCAGGUGUUAUAAGAUGGUAAUCUCGCAUAAUCUCGUGCACGUGAUUAUCAAGUACCUAAACGAUAUAAUAUCUACAAAUGCAAAAUGUACAAUAUAUGCAUGUAUUCCUAACAAAUGGACCAUUAAUUAAACUGUUCAGAGGAGUUGAUGUCAAAAUAGCAUGAAAGAUUGGGCGUUGUAGAAAUGGAGAACCUUGUGUUUAUAUUAUACUAAAUCUACAAGUGUUCUUUGAUGGGAGCCUUUAUAAGAUUGCUUGUGUAUCAUAGCUUAGAAAUUUAUAUGUUACAGUACACUCUCUAAAAAUUUGUGACCAAAAGCCGCGUUUCUGACCAUGUACAUAAAUGGGGAAUUCGGUCAGGUACGUUACUUAA
Messenger RNA from Owenia fusiformis, 1423 nucleotides. The record is from the annotation of a GenBank genome assembly. NCBI's taxonomy places the organism in Eukaryota, Metazoa, Annelida, Polychaeta, Sabellida, Oweniidae.